Messenger RNA from Symsagittifera roscoffensis, 1497 nucleotides. RefSeq names its product phosphatidylinositol N-acetylglucosaminyltransferase subunit Q-like. Lineage: Eukaryota; Metazoa; Xenacoelomorpha; Acoela; Convolutidae. The record is from RefSeq and is a predicted model, not a curated record. The coding region runs from base 50 to 1150 and encodes 366 amino acids. Gene Ontology annotation, cellular component: membrane; endoplasmic reticulum. Gene Ontology annotation, biological process: GPI anchor biosynthetic process. The transcript has a single exon.
UGGAUGUUGAGGUUUCGCAGGUUUUGUAACCCUGUUGAUCAUCAUCAUCAUGAGAAUUAUUUUCCUUCCUACCUCUGAAGUCGAGUGUUUGUCAUUUCAGUCCUCAGAAUAUCAAUGCGCUGAUAAAGAGCAAGCAGAGUUGAAAAUCCGGGAUUUCAAAGACUGUUAUUCUGGACCGAGUCAUUUUGGUCGUGUGAUGUCCUUUAAAAUGAAAUUGAUUUCAUUUGUCCGUGAAAAUUCGGGAACAAUUUUUGCUCUUGACUUGAUUGCAUCAUUGUUUUUGGACAGUAUAGGAGGAAUAUUUAUUUUAUUAGCUUUAAUGAAGUGCAAUGCUCUCGAUGUUUUCGACACAAGAUUAGCAACAGAAUGGGCGCAGUUUUCUGUCGGUCGACUUGAAUCAAUGAUUACUUUCAUGACUAAUACGCCUAUCGGCCUUAAAUUAAACUUACCACUAGCCAAUUUUCUCGGCCAGUUGUUUUUAUAUCACUUGUACGUUUGGCUGACUUGGGUCAAAUUGCUGCAACCGAUGUUACCUUUUCUGCUUUAUGGUGGUCUAAUUACAUUGAUAUUGGGUAUCUCUGUUUUCACAUCAUUAUUGUUUGAUUUCUUCCAAAUCAUGACUCUACAUUUGUUCUGCUUCUAUUUGUAUGCUGUCAGGAUGUACGCUUUUACUUGGAAGUCGCUGCAAUCUUUAUGGUUACUGUUUAGAGGCAAAAAGUUCAACCCGAACAAAAAACGAGUCGACACUCAGGAAUACGAAACAGAUCAAUUCUUACUGGGUAGUUUAGUUUUCACGACCUUCUUGUUCUUGUUUCCUACCAUAGCAGUGUUUUACUUUGUAUUCGCUAUAAUUCAAUUAGCUUUUUCUGCAGCAAAGUAUAUUCUGUUUCAAGCUGCUACAGUAAUUUAUCAGCCUUAUAUAAGUUUCUUGUAUCAGUUUGCGUAUCCAGACAGCUAUUAUACAGCUGUGUAUGUAGAAACAAAAACGAAGAGUGGGAAAUACGAAUUUAAAAGGAAGAAAGCAACAAAGUUACAAAUUUUAAGAUGCUUCUAUAAAUGUUUACCUGCUGUAUGGUUUCCAGUGUCGCCGAUGAAAACUAUGAGCAGCUGGCUGACAAACAUCGCCUUCGGAUCAUCCAUAGAAUUUUGACAUAAUACUUGAUAGCUUCUCAAAAAUGGACAGACAAUAUUACAAAAAGUUCAAUGUACACAAAUAAACAAGCGUUAGGAAAUCCGCAUUUUGUUUUGCUCAAAAUUUCAGUUUUGAUUCCUGGACCUGCAAUAAUGCCAGUAUAAGAGCAAUCAGCCAGAUAUGAAACACUGUCAGCUUCAAAACUGUUUAAUUGUCGUAAGUAGUGGAUGUUGGAGGUGAUCAGGGGGUCCCUGGUGACCCACAUGUUUUAAGAUAGGGAAUAGAACAUCCGGUCACCCAGUUAUUUAUAAACAUUGGGUAUAGAGUCUACAAUGUAUUAAGUUAGAGAAUAUAAUAUUACUGUU